UCUAGUUAGUGUCGCCGCCUUAGCCUCUCCUGCUACUGUUGCUGUCGCCUUCGCAGCCGAAGUAGUCGCCACCAGGAGGGACGGAGGAGACGAGUCCCUGGUCCUGGCCUCCUUCAGAACUUGAGGAUUCUAGGUCUCCCCAGCGCCCCUGUUUUGGUCCGGGACCUGGGCAUCCCCCCGCGAGGGGGCAGGGUGUGUGGGAAGCUGCCGGUGAAAAUCAGCAACUAGAGAAGAAUAUCUUUCUAUUCAAUUAUGUCUAGAAGAAGAUUUGAUUGCCGGAGUCUCUCAGGCAUGCUGUCUACAGCUAUCCAAACUCCAAUAAAAACAGAAAAUUUUCACAAUUUUUACAUGCUCACAUCUAAAGAGCUGGGCAGAGGAAAGUUUGCUGUGGUUAGACAAUGUAUUUCAAAAUCCACUGACCAAGAAUAUGCUGCUAAAUUUCUAAAGAAGAGAAGAAGAGGCCAAGAUUGUCGAGCAGAAAUCCUACAUGAAAUUGCUGUGCUAGAAUUAACAGAAUCCAGUUCUCGUGUGAUUAAUCUCCAUGAAGUCUAUGAAACUUCAAAUGAAAUCAUUCUGGUAUUGGAAUAUGCUGCAGGUGGAGAAAUUUUCAACCUAUGCUUACCUGACCUAGUUGAAAUGGUCUCGGAAAAUGAUAUCAUCAGGCUUAUUAGACAAAUAUUAGAAGGAGUUUCUUAUCUACAUCACAACAAUAUUGUGCACCUUGAUUUGAAGCCUCAAAAUAUCUUAUUAAGCAGCAUUUCUCCACUUGGAGAUAUAAAAAUUGUAGAUUUUGGAAUGUCUCGGAAAAUAGGGAAUGCAUGUGAAUUGAGAGAGAUAAUGGGAACUCCCGAAUACCUGGCUCCAGAAGUGUUGAACUAUGAUCCUAUUACCACAGCAACAGACAUGUGGAAUGUUGGCAUAAUCACAUACAUGUUAUUAAUGCAUACAUCUCCAUUUGUGGGAGAAGACAAUCAAGAAACAUACCUCAAUAUUUCCCAAGUCAAUGUGGAUUAUUCUGAAGAAAUGUUUUCAUCAGUCUCACAGCUGGCCAAAGACUUUAUUCAGUGUCUUUUAGUAAAAAAUCCAGAGGACAGACCAACAGCAGAAGACUGUUUGUCUCAUCCUUGGCUCCAGCAAAGGGAUUUUGUGGACUUGUUUCAUCCUGAAGAAACUUCCUGUUCUUCUCAAACUCAAGAGCACACAGUCAGAAACUCAGAAGACAAAACCACUAAAUCUACUUGUAAUGGAACCUGUGGAGAUCGAGAAGAUAAAGAGAAUAUUCCUGAGGACAUUAGUACGGUUUCCAAACGAUUUCGUUUUGAUGAUUCCUUGCAUAACCCCCAGGAACUUGUUCCAGAUCUGUUAUGCUAGCAACUUUCUCUUCAUUAUUUGAACUGAAUUUAAAAUCCACUGCAGUGUUGCCUAUGAAAUGUUCUGUUUUAUACCUUCAUGUUUAACAUGCUUAUAUUGAACAUGCACUUUUGACUUGGGGAACGAUUGAAGGAAAUGUAUUUGUGUUAAAGUAUUGGUUCAUAAUAAGAGAUCUUGCUCCUUGUCCUGGAACCACAGAACUCACCAGAGCAGAAAAUUUAAAUAGUAUAUUUGCACAUUUCAAAUAUCACUUCAAAAAUUAAUAAUUUUGAACAUUUUUAGUUAGCUAUGUAAAUAAGCUUCUGUAAAUAAGAGAAACUAAACUAAAUUUCACUAGGUUUGCCAAAGAGUUGCUAUACAGUACCAACUAAGUACUUCUGGUACUACUACUUUUUUUUUUUUUUUUUUUGGCUAGGACAUAAAUGUAGCAAACUGAAGAAAUUUAGUUAGUCUUUUGCUAUUCUUCUGUUAAUUGAAUUUAUUUAGAACAACGAAAUUAAAAUCAAGUUGUUCCAUUUGCUAUUCUUUCCACCUAAAUAUCCAGAAGCCAUUUUGCAAUUGAGAAAAGCAUUCAACCUUUAGUUGACUGAUUCUGCAUACAAAGAAUGUGAUAUUUUUCUUCAUAAAAGAUAUAAUAUGGGUUUCCCUUACAGUUUGUCACUCAGGAAAGUGUUUUGAAACUUGGGUUUUGUAGCUGUGAUAGGUUUUUCCCCACCUCCAAAAUGUACCCAUUCAAAUACAAUUUGGAGGAUGGUUACAAAACAGCUGACAAAACUUUCUGGUUAUUGCUCAUUGAAGAUACCUUAGAAAACAGUAUUAAGCAGCCAUAUCUAACGAGAAUGGAAGAGUAUGUGGCCAAAUUUAGCUUUGGAAGUAACAGAAUUUAGAAUGUAGAAUAAUAAACUUAAGAAUCUAAAACAAAUCAUUCAAAAUAAAAAUAGGUCUGAGAAUAAACUAUUCAAUUACAGUCUUUCAAAAGUACAAAUGACUUGAGUCCAGGUAGAGAGCCAAGUUCAGUGGUAUUUAAACGUCUUUUGUACACCACCCCUCACGGUGAGUAGUGAGCUUCAGUAUGAAAUCCAUGUAGUUCUACAGUGUCCUGUGUAGUAUCUGGUAUCCUUGGUGUCCUCAGAAAAAGGUCCAAAGGAUAGCAGACAUACUUCUGCCAAGCCAAUCCUUACAGUCUGCACAAAGAGUGGCCUUCAUUAGCAGGUGUUUUAUCUCCCAGUUGGACGGCUUAGGGCAAGGGAAUGAGAGAUUUCAUGACCUACUGACUACCUUAAACUAUAAAGAGGCCAACUUUUGGCCAAAAAAGGGUAGAUAGCUCUAGUUACCUUCCUAGAGGUCCUAAAAUUCCAAUUGUCUUAGUAAGAACUUUCAGACAGAAAUCUUAUUACUAGUAGUAAAGAGGGGUGGGUCUUUUGCCUUUAACAUUGCAUUUACUUAAUGUCAAGAGUUUUUUUUAAAAGAGAAAUUCUAUGUGUUGAAUAUAUGUUUGUGUUUUAAAUAUAUGAUCAUCUACACAGCUCUUGAUUCAUACUAAUUCUAGGUUCUUCAAAGACCUGUGAAUGAAUUUUUUCAACUCAGGUGCAAAAAGAAUUUUUCUCAUAUAUCAUGUAAAUAUAUUAAAAAUAGUUUUUGAACAACGGACUAGAAAUUCUAAAACCUAAAAUAGGCAUCUUCCCUUUCUAUAAAAGCAAAGGUUUAUAGUUUUAUAAUGAUUGUUUCCAUUGUUUUGCCAUCAGUAUUAAGUUAGUGUACUCAAGUGUCAAAAAACUUUAUUAAUGGGGUAUUGGGAACUGGUUAUAUGUAUCCAUUUUCUAUGUUAAAAUAAAUUUUCACUAGUCCAGAGAUAGCAGUCCACAUCAAUACAUGAAAAUAAGCAAGAAAUAUAAAAUAUUGCAAUAAUCUGAGCACUAAAUAUUUUUGGAGCCUUUCAUAUCAGUUUCUUUUGUUGCUGGAAGAAGCUUACAUUUAGCCAAUCUCUGCUUUACAGAUCAAAUUUUAAGUUAAAUCUUUAAAAGGCUUUCAAUUAUUUUCUUCAAGUUCUGAAAUUAAGGUUUAUUGUGAAAAGAUAGUAAAACUUGAAUUAUGGUAGCACUCACCAUGUAAAAUUCCAGUUUCUAUAAAAAUGAAUGUAAGUCCACUUAUAGACAAAGUAAACAGCACUUUAAACUGUUUACUCCUUUUAUUGUUUCAGAUUAAGUUAAAUCCUACGAAUGAGAAGAUAUUAUUUUGAAAUAUAUAAUCAUUAAAAAUUUCUGAUUUUAUUCCAAGAUGUUAAACUUUUCAAGUAUCCUACUUGAAGUGCUUAAAAAAGUUUCACCAUAAAUUGCUUUAAAAACAAGAGAAAAAUAUAAUAGAAUAGUACAAUGUUUCAUCAAACCACAGUAAAAGAAUGUCAGAGAUUUAUAGUUUUUUCCAUUAUUUUACUUGAUUAGAAUGAUUUUUAGUUUGCUAAUUUCUUUUCAAAAUGGAGGUCAAUAUGGUUAUAGCUUAAGAUAGACAAACAGCAAUUCAGUAGUAAAUUGUGAAGUUAUCUGACAUUUUACUAAAUCUUUUAAAGUGACUUUAAAAAGGUAAAACUGAAAUGAUACAAAAAAAAGGUUUCAAAAAGGUUAAAGAAACGUUUACUAAAACAUUGCAAUUUUUUCUAUGUCCAUUCAGGAUGUACUGGUAAUUAAAAAUUAUUUUAAAUAAUUUUUUUCAGCCACAAUGUGCAAGGCUAAAUUAGGGAAUCAUUGAAACUAAAUGUAUAAUUUUUCUUUUUUCAUUUUUCAAUCACAGUGACUCGUACAAAUCUUAUUUUCAUUUUCUCAAAGAGUCAAAUAACAAAUUAAAAUGGAAAAAAAGUAGGACAUUUUCACCAAUUCAAAAACGGAGGUCACCUUAACAGGAAUAAAUAUCAUUAAUUGCUCAAUCGCUCCAGAGUUGAAUUUUAAGUUAUAAUUUUGCAAGAUAAAAUCUCCUUUCUGAAUAUGGAAUAUAAAGAGUUGGAGAACAUUUUUAAAGACAGAAAAUUAGUAUUUUAUUAUCAGUGAUCACUUUGACUUGACUUUCCACUAUAAAGUUAUGGAAAGUAUAAAACAUAAAUACAAAGCACUUUAAACAUAUACACACAGACACACAUGAAGUAGUGUAUUGUCCCCAAAGAAUAUUUAUCAAUUUUGAUGUUUAAAAUUGUUUACAUUUUUUUUAUCUUCAGUUAGGCAACUGGAUUUCCAAACGAAGCCAACAUCUAGCAAAUGAUACUUUUUGAAAUGUGUAAACAAUUGUACUUUUAUUUCAAAGUAUAAAACAAAGUUUGAAUUCUCUGGAUUAUUGUAAAUGUCUAAUUUUAUGAAAACCUUUUAGAGUGCUUUAACUUACUGUAAAAUAUUGUAUAUAUUCAAGUAUAGGUCCAACUGUCCUGUGGUAACUUUUAUUAGAUAAUUUAAGUUUUUAAGGAUAGAAUGACAGAUGUGAUUAUCUUUGAGCACUGUUGUUCUAUGUACUUAAUGAGCCUUUUGAUUGUACAUUAAAUGGCAUCUUUUUUGUA
Antechinus flavipes (yellow-footed antechinus) is the source of this 4909-nucleotide messenger RNA. RefSeq names its product serine/threonine kinase 17b (gene STK17B). Lineage: Eukaryota; Metazoa; Chordata; Mammalia; Dasyuromorphia; Dasyuridae. Gene Ontology annotation, biological process: positive regulation of apoptotic process; intracellular signal transduction; protein phosphorylation. Gene Ontology annotation, cellular component: nucleus. The coding region runs from base 253 to 1371 and encodes 372 amino acids. The record is from RefSeq and is a predicted model, not a curated record. Gene Ontology annotation, molecular function: protein serine/threonine kinase activity; ATP binding. The transcript is spliced from 8 exons.